GGAAAAGCGCCGCACAACGCCAUCUCUCGGGGAGGGGAGCGCAACAGGCUUAUUAACAUUUUCGCUCUGGUAAUUAAGUGCGUGUGAUAAUGUUGUGUUGGUAACUAGUUUAGUUUUUAUUGCCUUUAAUAUAAAUUGGUAUGUAGGAAAUAACGUAGAUGAAAAAUUGGUACGCAAUGUAUUGUGAUGGUACUCUCUCUGUAUAAAGUGCCAAACAACAAAUUGAGAGUCAUUAAUUUCAUACUUAACUUCUGAACUGAAUUAAAUAUAAUCAGAAUUAUUAAAAAUCUGUGUUCGAAAUUAUUUGUUGAAUUUCAAAGUCAAAGCCUUUUAAAUAGGAACAAUUCUUAUAAAAAAAAAUCAUCAUUUAUUUUUACGAUCUACAAGAAAGUGUGGUAAAGUCCCCAAUUAUCGGCCCCGUUACAGAUUAAUACCCAAACGUUACACGAACAAACCUAGUAACCGAAUUUCGGGUGGCGCGAAACAAAAACUGACCUACAUUGACGCCCUACCGAGUUCACCCACCCCUGCCGCCGAUCAGACCAGCACCCUACGUCUUGCCCUUACAGUUGUUCAUGCACUUUCGAUCAUUUCAAGGUGAUUCCGAUACCGGGGACCCCUUUCUUAUUCUUUUCAACCAUCAUUAAAGUUGCUAUUGAAGUUUGAAUAACUGUUUUUUAAAUAAGACUAAAGGAAAAAAUGUUAGAGUUAAAUGUUUGAGUGUUUUACGUGUGUAAUAAUGCUUUUAGUAAGAAAAUCUGAUCAAUACAUUUUUACGUACAGAAAAAAUCAUUUAAGAGUGUUUGUUAUGGUCGCAAGUGGGAGCUACAGAGUAAAUGUAAACAAAUGCGUGCCAACACAAACAGCCGCCGUGCGGUCCAAGAAGCGGGCAGUCGAUCGCGCCGCAAAAAAAAGCGCAUCCUAUUAUCGACUACAACAAAAGGACUUGUGCAGUGAUACCUAAGUACACAUCUCGAUUCAUCGUCUCGACUCGAUCCGCCGAACCGAUCCUAUUGGCGCGCCCCACUGUCGCCGCGAGCGAAAGAGACGAGAAGCGUGGAAUAGAGCGCGAGUGAUAAAGAGGGAGACGGUCAUCUUAGCUACCGAGUGGCGUCCCACUGGGCGGGGCCGCGCCAAGGAGUGAGCCUCAGAUGCGCGUAGUGUUGGUGGGGCUUCGUCCGAAGGAUCGCACUGCAGUCGUGUGUCGCGCCAACGACGCGCGCCCGCCACGCCGCACGCCGCGCCGCGCUCGCCGUCACCUUACGUAAUAAUAACUAAUCGGAUCGAAACCGUUCCUCCGAUAAUCGAUUGUGAUUGUAAACUGUCGAUAAUCGUACACUCAUUUUUAUUUAUUUAAAUUUUUUUCUCCGUUAAAUCGGCCGUUUGUGAACUUGAGUUUUGUGUACACUGUGUCAUGUUUUUGUUUUGUUUUCGCUCGGACUUAAGAUUAUUUUGGGCGUAGCUGACUGUGUUUCGCUUUUAUUCAGUAACUUUAUUGUUACUAGUGCGUGUGAUAAUAAACGAUAAUUUCGAUAAACUGUUCUUGUGAAUUUAUUUGACUUGAGAGUGUUAUGUGGACGUACAUUGAAAAUUAUUGUGAUUUUACAAGUCUCAUCUGAGAGUACACGCUGAACAGCGCAACAAUAAGAAAGUAAAAGAAAAAAACAUUCGACACGCGAGGCAAAGGAAAGAACAAUCGAUCGCCGAGUCAACAAUCGAUUCGAGUGAGGUUCUAUAAUUUUUGAAUAUAGAAUGUGUCGUUGUGUUCGUGUGAUGUAUAAAUUGGAAGCGCGAUGUUGAUGUGGUCAGUAUGAGCCGGGCGUGAGACUUGGACGGAUGCACCCCACGGGCGCGGCCAGCCUGCCCGCCGCACCAGAGGCGGAGGUGCAAGCUAUGCACUCGAUGGACUGGCUCUUCAAGAAAGAGAGAAUAUAUUUACUCGCGCAGUUCUGGCAACAGCGAGCCACACUGGCCGAAAAAGAAGUGACCACGUUGAAAGAGCAACUGGCCACCACAAGCCCGACCCCGCUGCAAGCGUCAGUUCCCCUUAAAACCAAUGGGUCCCACAUAGACACGACCAGGGACCAAGCCACAGAGACCAGGAUCGACAGAUACAGUCCUGACAUCAAAGAGGAGAAGCAAGACGUUGAUGACGACGUAGAACAUAAGAUGGAGAUGGCAGCCACCGCGAGGAGUAACAGCAACUCCUCGAGGAGCAGCCCCGUCGUGCACCAGCCGGGGAACCUCGAGAACGAGCUGGCUGCUAAGGAGAAAGAGAUUGCACAGUUGGUGGAAGACGUCCGCCGUCUACAGGCGUCACUGACAGCCUUACAAGAGGCGCACGCGCAACAGCUACAGAGGCUCGAAGAGAGGCUGGAUGAGAAGAAGCAGCACAUCGCCAGGCUGGAGGCCAGGCUCGACACCCAGAGGGACUACGAUGAUAUUAAGAGGGAAAUCAGCAUGCUCCGCGCCCUAGACCUGGGCGGUGGUGAGCGGUCCCUGGAGCGCAAGCCGGAGCUGCGCUCGCCGAGCACGGCGCCCUCCCUCAGAGACAACUCCGUCGAGCGCGAGCGCAGCGCAGAGCGGAGAGACACAGGUGGCGAGGAGUGGCCCAGCACGCCGCCGCCGCUCAACAACAACACCACGCACCACAACAACAACGGGCCCACGCCGCUGCCGCUGCCGCCGCCGAGCCCCUUCCGCUUCGAGGAGCACCGCACGUACAGGUUCGCGGAGGACAUGGGCCCGCUGCCGCCCGGCGCGCUGGUCGGCCGCCUCGGCGACUCCCUCAUCCCCAAGGGCGACCCCAUGGAGGCGCGGCUGCAGGAGAUGCUGCGCUACAACAUCGACAAAUACGCGAACACCAACCUGGACACACUGCACAUCAGCCGGAGGGUCCGCGAGCUGCUGUCUGUGCACAACAUCGGACAGAGACUGUUCGCCAAGUACGUGCUGGGGCUGUCGCAAGGCACGGUGUCCGAGCUGCUGUCCAAGCCCAAGCCCUGGGACAAGCUGACGGAGAAGGGCCGCGACUCCUACCGCAAGAUGCACGCGUGGGCCUGCGACGAGGCCGCCAUCAUGCUGCUCAAAUCACUGAUUCCUAAAAAAGUUGGGACCAAGGAUGGCACGGGCUCGGUGUACGGCCGGCCAGAAGGCGAGGGUGACGAUAGGCUCGCGCACGCCAUCAUGAACGAGGCGCAUCUCAUGAAGACGCCCAUCGGACCGCCCAACAACGACGACUCCAGGAGCUGCGAGGACUCCAGCUCGCCCAGGACUCAGUGCCCUUCACCGUUCUCCAAUAAGGAAUCAAGUCAAAAUAGAAGACUUAAGAAGUACGAGAACGAUGACAUUCCUCAAGAGAAAGUGGCCCGCAUAUACCAGGAGGAACUUGCCAAAAUCAUGACGCGAAGAGUGGAGGACAUCCGCCGAGAGGGAUUCCCUGGCAUGUUUCCUCCUUUUUUCAGCGGUGGCAUGCCACCACAUAUGGAGAGACCUCCAGAAGAUAUCCGCAUGGCACUGGAAGCGUACCACAGAGAACUUGCCAAAAUCCAGCCGGCUGGCAACAUUCCCAACCUGCACAACUUGCCAGGAAUGCCGCCAUUCCCCAACCUGCUCGCGUUGCAGCAGCAAGCUAUGCAGCAAGCUCAGAACCAGCAGAUGAACGGCUCCGGAGCGGUCCAAGACCUCUCCCUGCCUAAAGAUAAAAACGCCAAAAUGAAUGGAAUGACUGAUAGUGAUAAGGAAAGGGCAAUGGAUGCCGAAGAGGCUAUUAGACACGCGGGAAGCGCAUUCUCGCUCGUAAGGCCCAAACUAGAGCCGGGACAGCAAUCGACAGGAUCGUCCGCGUCCAGUCCCCUAGGGAACGCGAUACUACCGCCAGCAAUCACUCCCAAUGAGGACUUCAGUAGCUCAGCUGCUGCGAGCCCAUUGCAAAGGAUGGCGUCGAUCACGAAUAGUCUCAUAUCCCAGCCGUCAAACCCCCCUCAUCACCCGCCGGUGCAGAGGUCCAUGAAAGCAGUUCUUCCACCAAUCACACAGCAACAAUUUGAUCUCUUUAAUAACUUGAACACAGAAGAUAUUGUAAGGAGAGUUAAAGAGGCUCUAAGCCAAUAUUCGAUUAGCCAAAGACUAUUCGGUGAAUCUGUUCUCGGUCUAUCGCAAGGGUCUGUGAGUGAUUUGCUCGCGAGACCGAAGCCGUGGCACAUGCUGACGCAGAAGGGCCGCGAGCCAUUCAUCCGCAUGAAGAUGUUCCUCGAGGAUGAUAAUGCUGUGCACAAACUGGUUGCGUCACAAUACAAAAUUGCACCGGAGAAACUGAUGCGAACCGGAAACUACAGCGGAGCACCUCUCUUUACAGCUUGUCCGCCAAACAUGAACAAACCGAUGCCGCCAACACAAAAGAUGAUCUCCGAUGCGACUUCCUUGCUGAGCAAAAUGCAGCAGGAGCAGUUGCUGGGCCCGGGCCACCUCGGUCACCUGGGCCAGCCUACGCCGCUACUGCUGACGCCCCCCGGCUUCCCACCACACCACGCCGUCACGCUGCCGCCGCAGCACCAUGACAAUAACAACAAGGAGAGGAAGCCGCCACCACCACCACAGCCGCACCACCAACCCCCAGUCAUGCGUAAUCUACACCAACAUAUAUCACCGAGCGUUUACGAAAUGGCCGCCCUCACCCAAGAUUUAGACACUCAAACCAUUACGACCAAAAUCAAGGAAGCGCUUCUAGCAAAUAAUAUUGGGCAGAAAAUCUUCGGUGAAGCUGUACUCGGCCUCUCACAGGGUUCUGUUAGCGAAUUGCUUUCGAAACCGAAACCCUGGCACAUGCUCAGCAUCAAGGGUAGAGAACCAUUCAUUCGUAUGCAGCUGUGGUUGAGCGAUGCCCACAACAUUGAUCGCCUGCAAGCUCUGAAAAAUGAGAGACGAGAAGCGAGCAAGCGCCGACGAUCAAGUGGCCCCGGACAGGAUAACUCCUCAGAUACAUCAUCAAAUGAUACUUCAGAGUUCUAUCACUCCAGCUCGCCAGGCCCCACUGCGGGCGCACCUUGUGCCAAGAAGCAGCGGGUACUGUUUUCUGAAGAACAAAAGGAGGCGCUAAGAUUAGCAUUCGCACUCGAUCCUUACCCAAACAUGCCAACCAUAGAAUUUCUUGCCGCGGAGUUGGGUCUAUCGUCCCGAACCAUCACUAACUGGUUCCACAACCACCGCAUGCGCCUAAAACAGCAGGCGCCGCACGGUCUGCCGGCCGAGCCUCCCGCCAGGGACCAGAGCUCCGCGCCUUUCGACCCUGUCCAAUUCCGUCUCCUUCUCAACCAGAGACUACUGGAACUACAAAAGGAAAGAAUGGGUCUCGCCGGCGUACCUCUGCCGUACCCGCCGUACUUCGCUGCCAACUCUAAUUUGGCUGCACUAAUAAGUCGAGGCCUCAUACCACCUGAAGACCAGGUAAAGGAUCAGUCCGGUGGCCUUGACUUGUCAAUGCCUUUAAAACGAGAGCCUGACGGUGAUGACUUUGAAGACGACGACGUCGAGAGCAAUCUUGGCUCCGAGGAUUCCCUGGACGACGAAUCUAAGACUGAGCCGAAGGCGGCGUCGACGCCGGCUGGCCGCUCCAGCAGACGGAAGCCCGCGGCGCCGCAGUGGGUCAACCCCGACUGGCAGGAUGAGAAGCCACGCAACCCUGAUGAAGUGAUAAUCAACGGGGUCUGUGUAAUGCGGAGCGACGACUUCCGGAGAGAGUCGGAGGAGACCGUGCGAGUGGAGCCCUCCCCGGUCCCGCGCGAGGGCUCGCCCGCGCCGCGCACGCCCGCCACGCCCGCCACUCCCGCCACGCCCGUCACGCCGCACACGCCGCUCACGCCGCACACGCCGCACACGCCGCGCCCGCCGCACACGCCUGACGACGUCAUUCCCGAGGACAAAAUCAAGUCCGAGGCCGACGACGGCUGGGAGUACUAAGACUUUAGCGAUGCUCGCUCCGAGUGUGAUAAAACGGGUCCCGAACUGUAAGGUGUUGACGUACCAUAUCACGUCCGAACGAUUAUUUAUUGUGUGAUAAGUGGUGUCGACCGGGGCGACAGUGAACAUGUUACUGAGUAGCUAGUGUUUGUUGUAAUUCGAUUGUAAGGCCAAAGACUUUGUACAUAAUACCCUCGUAGCUUGUCGUGACACGCCGGACGCGGGCGCGUCCCCACCGGCACGAGAACAACUUGCGAUACAAAAAUAUGCAUUUUGCUUUAAUUUUUUAAUGUAAACUCGUACCCUGAUUAGGUACAAAUAUCUGAGUAUUUUUAAGUUACGGCUUUUAAAUUCGAUUGUAAAUAAAUAUACCAAAUAUGUGUCGAAUAUUGCCCGUGAACCAGACCCUGUAUAUAAGUAGGUUAGACAUUAUUUUGUAAGAUAACUCAGUUGCUAAUACAAUUAGGGAUAGGGAAGGUUCAUUUAAUUGUUAAUGAAAAUUAUAAAGUGCAAUCAGAUGUAAAUUUAAGCUAUGGUUUAAUGAGCCCCAGUUGAAAAGUAUUAUUAUGUUUAUUAGAACCGGCGAGGUUUAAAAUAUUAUAAUCGGGUUAUAUAAGUUUAACAUUUAAAUUAUUAUCUAAUGUUUAUUUUAUACUAUUCUAUGUUUUUCUAUUGCAUUAUUUUAUAGAACGCCGCGGGACCGCUCAACUUUGUGAUGUAACUUGUCAGUUUACCAUCGUUUAGCUUUCGUAAACUGUCAAGUCUGUUUCCGUACAAUAGCUAUAUUGUUUGUUUCUUUUCAUUUUUAUAUAUUUUUUAGAAAAUGUACAAAUCAAGACACAAAAUAAUACGAUUAAGCAAGUAAUGUAUUGCUUAUGGUUUAUAGUUUUAUUUUAUUUUAGCAAUAAAUUUGCUUUUAAUCUUA
This is a messenger RNA of Trichoplusia ni (cabbage looper), 6883 nucleotides long. RefSeq names its product homeobox protein cut (gene cut). Gene Ontology annotation, biological process: regulation of DNA-templated transcription. Gene Ontology annotation, molecular function: DNA-binding transcription factor activity, RNA polymerase II-specific; DNA binding. The record is from RefSeq and is a predicted model, not a curated record. The coding region runs from base 1837 to 5958 and encodes 1373 amino acids. NCBI's taxonomy places the organism in Eukaryota, Metazoa, Arthropoda, Insecta, Lepidoptera, Noctuidae. The transcript is spliced from 10 exons.